Molecule: messenger RNA, 1674 nt
Organism: Cadophora gregata
Lineage: Eukaryota; Fungi; Ascomycota; Leotiomycetes; Helotiales; Ploettnerulaceae
Exons: 2
Coding region: 1-1674 (557 amino acids)
Molecular function (GO): protein binding
Source: RefSeq, a predicted model, not a curated record
AUGGAUCCUCUCCACAUAACUGAAUUCGCGUCGGAGCGAUAUUUCAGUAAAUUAAGGCAGCUGAAUGAGCCCUCCGACAAUGCUACAUCCACAUCAGAAGCCUCGACGGCGACGGCGACUGCGACCUCCCCUCCAUUGCCGUCUGGCCCUACAUUUACUCUACCAUUAGGACGACAACGGUCUCUCAAUAAUGAUCUUCCACCUCUCACAUUCAGGCCUAGCGAGCAGAAGAAGCGAUCGCUGGGUCACGAUCUCACCGCAUUACGAACACAACGCCGCCCAAGUUUUACCGGCUCGUUUGGGAGAUUGACUUCCAAAGUUACUGUUAUCCACAAGGUUCCUUCGAUUGUUGAACACAAGGAGGAAAUUCUGGCAGUUGAUCCAGUUGCGGCCCCGAAUGACCUGUUCCUUGCCCUACCGAACGAGCUUCAAGCUCAAAUAAUUGCACCCCUCCCCAUACAUAGCGUCCUCACUCUCCGACUAGUGUCCAAGUCCUUUCAUACGAUUGUGACCCUUAAUGAAUCGACAAUUGCUCGGUAUCAUAUGACUAACAGCUUGCCUGCGUACGCUUUGCGAUUGUACCCAUUACCUGAUACCGGUUGGAUCAACCUUCACUACCUGUGUAGUAUAUGGCAUCGACUGCACGUUGCUGAGAAGCUAUCGACAAUGAUUGCAGCACAAGCAACGAAAGAAAUAUUUCUACGUACCACGGAAGUCCAACGGCAGGAAUUCGAGCCACAACAUAGGCGGAUGCGUCAACGCCUGAUGCCUCUUGUCUUUACACUUUUUCAUUUUUUUGAAACAUAUCGCGACAUUCACGCGAAGCGACUUCAGGCCGAGCCGCCUUUACAUCAUCAGGCAUAUACCAUAAAUCCCAUCGAGGCUGAAGUAAUGGCCAUGUAUGAUGAUCAAACACUACUCAAAGUCCACCAAGUUUUCCCCCUGGUGAUAUCUUCUUUCUCUCGACGGUUACGACCACCAUCUUAUGUGGGCACUUUGGAGCGUUCAAUAAAAGGUUACUUAAAGGACCGACCAGCAGACGAGGUCUACGCUACCAUUUUAGCUGUUGGAGGGCUUCGCCAAGCGCAAAGGUUCUGGGAGACGAAAGGGUACAAUGCUCGCCGAGCAGCAGUCGACACUUGGUAUGGCAUGGUCACAAGGAGUCCUAUUGACGCAGCGCCCAAGUCCAAGAUGUCCUUGAUAACGCACCUUGGUCGCAAGAGGUCCAAACAGGUAGCGGAAACCUCAUCAUCGGACACCACCACAACCACCAGCACUACCAACCAUGAUGCAACGAGCUGCCGGGAAUGGUUUUGCGUCAAGCCAGCGUGUCAGGUCUCUCACCGGCGACAUUCCACCGACAACCUCGUUUUUCACAGCAGUCUUGCGGCCGGACCACCAAUGAGUCCAUUACCACGUGAUCAACUUAGACUCAUGCUCCCAGACCUCCAACACCUCUCCAACAUCUGGAUGCACACGGCUGAAGCACUCAUUCUGGAGCGGCAAAUCGUGCCUCGACCGCAAGAUAUCAAGCGGAAUACACAAGUUCUACUCGAUUUGAUUCAAGACAAUGGGUUGGAGGUUGACCACUGGACAUCUGGAACUCCACCACGAACAAAUGUGAAUACGGAACAAGAAGAGGGCAUGGAAGCCCCCGGAGGCGUUUCUGACUAG